Molecule: messenger RNA, 2331 nt
Organism: Camellia sinensis
Lineage: Eukaryota; Viridiplantae; Streptophyta; Magnoliopsida; Ericales; Theaceae
Source: RefSeq, a predicted model, not a curated record
AGUCUAAAUUAUGGAUUGGAGGGAAUCCAACUCCAACAAAUGUAGUUAAUACUAUAAAUAUAGAUAUAAUAAACACCAACAAUUCAGGAGAAAGGAGGAGAAGGGGGAGGAAGAAGGGGAGGAGAAGAAGGAGAUGAGUACCAUGGUAAUCCCUAUUACAAACAAGGCAAUAAAGAUUUGGGAUGAAUGGAACCUCCGUGUCACUGUUCUUAUCAGUCUCUUCUUCCAAAUUCUGUUGAUUUUCAUUGCGCCAUUGCGGAAAAGUACUAAAAACAGAAUUGUAACCUCGUUGGUAUGGGGGGCUUAUUUGCUCGCAGACUGGGUUGCGGCGUUUGCAGUUGGACUCAUCACAAGUGGCCAAGGUAAUGACUGUGACAAGUACCGCGUGCACGAUGACCUUGCUGCUUUUUGGGCUCCAUUUCUGUUGCUACAUCUCGGUGGCCCAGAUACCAUUACUGCUUUCUCACUCGAAGACAAUGAACUCUGGCUCCGGCACUUGUUCAGCUUUCUCAUCCAGCUUUCUGCAGUUGUUUAUGCCUUCUGGCAAUCAGUCCCUAACCAAUUUCUCAUCCCAACAAUCUUCAUGUUUCUUGCUGGAACUAUUAAGUACUUUGAGCGGACACGUGCUCUAUAUCUAGCAUGUUUGAGUAAUUUAAAGCACUCUAUGCUUCCAAAUUAUGCUUUACUGAUCGAGGAAGUCAAAUCAAUGUUGGACAAGGUUCCAUUUGGGGAAGGAUCGAAGACCUUAGGUGAAGAAAGCUUAACAUCUGCCCCUUUAUCUGACAUUGAAGUGGUGAAAAAUGGGUACAAGUUUUUUCAAAUGAUCAAGAGACUAAUUGUUUUUCUGACAUUUACCUUCCCCGAGCGCCAUAAGAGUCGAAAGUUCUUCCUUGAGAUGACUUGUAAAGACGCAUUUAGAGUAAUGGAAGUGGAGCUCAAUUUCAUGUAUGAUGCGCUCUACACGAAGAUGGUUGUGGUGCAUAGUAAGAUUGGGUACGUUUUUCGCAUCAUUUGCUGUGUCUUGAUAGUGGUUUCUUUUGCAUUCUUUGCAUCCCAUCAUAAACACCAACUCCACCUAGUGGACAUUGUUGUCACCUACACUCUUCUCAUUGGUGCUGUUGGCUUGGACAUUGUCUCACUUCUUAAGCUUAUCUUCUCUAACCGCACCAUAGCUUCGCUCAAUAAUUCCAAUGAUGCAGAUAUCGUUUUCGUGAUCAAAGAAAGACUUUCAUUUGGGGAAAGAUGCUUGCAGUCCAACUUUGUCUCGCAACACAGUUUGAUCAAUUAUUGCAUCAAUGACCGGUUCAAAUGGUUUGAAAAAGUAGUUGACUUUUUUGGACUCGAGGAUUUCGUUGAUGAGAUACAGUUCAAAAGAACCUCACUGGUGAACGAUGAUUUGAAGGAGUUCAUCUUUAUGGAGCUAAAGAACAAGGCUCUCCAAUCUGAAGAUCCGGAAUUUUCCAAGGAGAUAUGUUCAGCAAAGGGAAAUUGGGUUCUCUUACAAUACGAUCUUCACCCCUCGAUUGUAAACAGCGUGAAAAAGGAAGUCGAAUAUGAUCAUAGCCUUCUGAUGUGGCACGUUGCUACUGAGAUAUGUUAUCACAAAGGUGAAGAUAGUGAUGAAGAAAAAAAUAGCCAAAAUAGAGAAUUUUGUAAGAUUUUGUCAGAUUAUAUGUUGUAUCUUAUUGUCAUGCAGCCUGCAAUGAUGUCAGAGGUGGAAGGUAUAGCCCAAAUUAGAAUUCAGCACACAUACGAUAAAGCCAAAAAGGUCUUGAAAUCACAUAUGAAUUCGAAGCCCCCAAACAUAUUUGAAAAUUUCAAGAAAUUCUUUCAAAGUAGACAAUCUGAAUUGAUGCCAGAAAGGAUCACAGCCUGCCAGAUUCUAGGAUUAGAAUGUAACGUAGCAGAAUGCGGAUGCAAAUCUGUUUUGUUUGAUGGAUGCAAUCUAGCUAAGGAGCUGAACAAGUUAGGAAUUAAGAGGAAAUGGGAGAUAAUGAGUAGAGUGUGGGUGGAAUUGUUGUCAUAUGCUGCAACUCAUUGUGGAGGAAAUGCUCAUGCCCAGCAGCUCAACAAAGGUGGUGAGUUUAUUACUUUUCUUUGGUUAUUGAUGGCUCAUUUUGGUUUGACAGAAAGACUCCCCAUUGGAUUGUGCAUGGUUGGAACCACACAUUGAGGUCUUGUGUGUAUCUUUUUCAAUGUGGGUGAGGGAGGUGAAGGAAAAAUGGUCAAUGUGGCUGCCAUGAAAAAUAUGUUUGAGAUUAUUUUUUAUAGAAAAAUGCUACACUUUUUAAGAAAUUUGAACAAAUAAAGUACUCAAUAUUUGGAAGGAAA